Molecule: messenger RNA, 2594 nt
Organism: Amphibalanus amphitrite
Lineage: Eukaryota; Metazoa; Arthropoda; Thecostraca; Balanomorpha; Balanidae
Product: protein HIRA-like
Exons: 6
Coding region: 1-1173 (390 amino acids)
Biological process (GO): DNA-templated transcription; regulation of DNA-templated transcription; chromatin remodeling
Cellular component (GO): nucleus; HIR complex
Molecular function (GO): nucleosome binding
Source: RefSeq, a predicted model, not a curated record
AUGUACAGCUUCAACGUCAAGCGGCGAGCCAGCACCGACCUCCGCGUGGCCUCCAAGCGGCUCCACACCUCCCCUCCACCGGCGCCGCCGCCGGCUCCACCGCCCGCCGUCAGCGCCACCUACACAGCGCCGGGGGCGAUAGUAGCGCCUCUGGCGGCGGCCGGCCGACUCACCGCCGUGCUGCCGGCCGCCGGUCCCGAGCUGCCUGAACUGCAGCUGGAGGCGGAACACGGCGGGACGGCCGGACUGCACCUGCUGACCUGUCGGCAGGGCGCGGAGUUCCGCUGGCGGACGGUGCUCUCCUCCCCGGCGGUGGCUCUCCGCUGCUGCGAGGAGCGCUGCCUGGCCUGGACUGCCGACGGCUCGCUGCUCUGCCUCUCUCGCGCCGGCCGGCUCCUCCUGCCCCCUCUGGCCAUGCCGGGGCCCGUGGCGCGAGUGGCCGCCCGCGGCCGGCACGUGCUGGUGGUCACGUGCGCCGCGGAGGUGAGCACGUGGGACGUGCGCGCGGUGGCGGCGCGCGUGCGCCGGGAGCCGGCGGCGCAUCUACUGCGCGGCGGCGCGCGGCUGACGGGCUGUACGCUGACCGAGGACGGGCGGCCGGUACUUGUCGUGUCCUCAGGCAGGGCGUACCUCUACAGCGAGACCAUGGCCGGCUGGCAGCUGGUCACCGACGGCCGUGCGCCGGGCGCCGCCCUGUCCGAGGUGCAGCCGCAGCUGCCGGCCGCCCCUGCCAGCGGUCAGGCGCUGGCUGUACUGAUGGCCCAGGUGCGUCGGCUGCGGCCGGCCGCCCCCGCCGCCGCCCCCGCCCUGGCGGCCGCCGCCGCCGACCCCCAGCUGGCUGCCGACGCCGCCGCCUCCUUCCUCGAUUCGCAGGUGGCCGCUGCGGUGGCCCUGGGCUCACCGGGCGAGUACUCGCUGUGGCUGGCGGCUCUGUUCCGUCAGCUGGCCUCCUGCGGGGACGAGGCUCGGCUGAGGGACCUCUGCGAGCGGCUACUGGGGCCGGCCCACUCCGGCGCCAGCCUCAGCGCCAGUCCGACCGCUGAGCUGGGGCUGGACGGCAGGACACUGCUCAAAGAGCUGCUGCCUCUGCUGGUGUCCCACCUCAGUCUGCAGCGGCUCUACACCGAGAUCAAGGACCAGCUGGACUGUGUAGAGCUGGCCGACUCAAUAUAGGAGGCGUCCCGUCCCACCUCUACACAGAGAUCAAGGACCAGCUGGACUGUGUGGAGCUGGCCGACUCCAUAUAGGUACAGAGGGAGAGGCGGCCACCUCUACACCGAGAUCAAGGACCAGCUGGACUGUGUCGAGCCGGCCGACUCCAUAUAGGUACAGAGGGAGAGCCUGCCACCUCUACACCGAGAUCAAGGACCAGCUGGAAUGUGUCGAGCUGGCCGACUCCAUAUAGGUACAGAGGGAGAGCCUGCCACCUCUACACGGAGACCAAGGACCAGCUGGACUGUGUCGAGCUGGCCGACUCCAUAUAGGAGCCAGGAGGCGUCCCGUCCCACAUCUACACCGAGAGAAAGGACCAGCUGGACUGUGUGGAGCUGGCCGCCGAGCUGUAGGAGCAGAGGGAGACCCUGCCGCCCUCCUGAGGCCGUGCACAGGACGUGGUGCGGUUACUGAGGCGGGGAACACAUUGCCACACUGCUGGACGGGUGGGGUUUACUCGGGACCCGGUGACCGGCGGUUUAAACGAGCUAUGCAGCUAACGCCUGUGUUCAGAUGAGGCUGAAUAGUCGGUGUAGCGUGUUACAUUUGUACAGUGGUUUAGUGUACAUUUGUAGGUACUGCUGGAUAGGGCAGGUUUUUGACAAGUCUACAUGGAUUGAAAUCCGCGCGUCCCUGUAUCCUAGAUACCGUACGGCGGCUCCGUUAAUGGCGGCCGUCAGGUGCUGCCAAUCGGACACCCAUUCCACUGAGCUAACAGUUACACUACGGCGUACUGACGUGACGUUCCGCGUCAUAUGACGUCAAUGUCCUGCCGUCAUCUAGCCAUUGUUACACCCAUUCACUGCCACUUGGUCACUGCCCUGGCCCAGUCUCUUGGUCGCUCGAGAUGAGUAAAACGUGUUCUACGCUGUAGGUUCGCCGGCGUGUUGCAAGGCAACCGGCAAAGCACGCAGGCUGAACAAUCUCCCAGUCAAGUGGUAGCUCUGGAGGUUCAUAGAGAUUUGAUAGUGAGGCUGUUGGUUUUGAUAUGUUCUGUAUCAAACGCCGAGAAUAAGUGAUUUUGUACGAUAUGUCCGAAGUACAAAGGUUGUGUUUUUCGAAGCGGGAAUGUUAAAUGGAAGCCAUUGUCCGCUUUUCGAAUCAAUUUGAGUUGUGCUUUUGUUUUGUCGAUAAAUAGGUUGAUUUUGGCAUUUAUUGCCGAUUGUUUCGUGACAUUGUAUUUUGUCAGUCAACUCAUUUCAUUUUGCGUCGUUUACUUGUGCUGGUUGUUUUGUGCGGCUUGUUUUGAAGGGUACGUAUGCGCUUGCACUGCGCUGUACUGAGAGAACAGAGGUUGGGAGUUGCCAAGUAAAGUAGUUGCCAGAUGGGCAGAUGCUACUGUUAUCUGUGAAAGCUGGUGAAAAUAUAAUUGUUUCAUGACA